Messenger RNA from Anopheles moucheti, 915 nucleotides. RefSeq lists its product as uncharacterized. The coding region runs from base 1 to 915 and encodes 304 amino acids. NCBI's taxonomy places the organism in Eukaryota, Metazoa, Arthropoda, Insecta, Diptera, Culicidae. The transcript has 2 exons. The record is from RefSeq and is a predicted model, not a curated record.
AUGAUCACCACACUAAUCACCUUCUUAUCCGUUGGAAGUUUUCUGCUGGUAAAUGCAGGAAAACUGGCUUACUACAAUGACCGAUUGCCAGCUCUGGAACCAGUUCCCGUCUCGUAUUAUUGGCCCAACGAGGAUGUCCUUGCCUUCGAUGAACCGGAUGCGAUUCAUUAUCCCGCGUGGUUCCAAUUGCCCUGGAGACCGAUUUCCCUACAGCAGCCGGUAUUAGAAGAAGACCCCAUAGAAAAGCAUACACUACCCCCGGCAACUGAGUCUCCACCGGUAACAACUACCGAAGACGAUACACCCGAAGGACGGCAUCUUCAUCAGAAAAAAACACACAAACACAAGCAUCACCACAAGUACAAACAGCAUCAGCAUGAUAAGGCGAUCAAAUCGGCUGGAUUUCCUGUGGAUGUUUCGGAUGAGUUGCAGUACGCCAAUGUUGGUCAGCUGAAAAUGGUUAUCCUACAGCUGGAACAUAAACUGCAAGAGCUUAAGCUGCAACUAUUCGGUAGUCGAACGCUAACCAGUGAUGCCACUAUUGAUGAUACCGAUGAUACUGCGCGAGCCGAAGACGAAAGCACUAACGGUGAUCAUGAAGCAUACGAGAAGAUGGAACAGACUGUUGAAGAUGCAUCUCGAGUAUUGACGGAUAUUACGUCCACAUCCGCUGAAAAGGAUGAGGGAAAACUUCUGCUAGAGGAGAAUAAUAAACCCGCCACCGAGCUAGAGCUGGAACAUCGGAAAAUUGAAGCGAAUCCCUUCGACAAUGGAAGAAGCUUGACGGAAAAUGUACAAAAGUGGUUCGAAGGACUUGAUUUGGGUAAAAUUGCCGCGUUACCAUUGGAAGAGUCGGUGGAAAGUGAAGAUGUUUCGGGAACUAUCGAUGUUAGGGGUAAUUUUAAUAAAAAGUAA